GUGAGACGUGCCCGCCGCCUGGACAGCACAGACAGCCUGGGGGGGAUGUCACCCUCCGAAGCCAUGGUGCUCCAAUGCAAGAACAUUCCAGCCAGUCUUAACAGCAAGGACAUCCUGGGGGAACAUUUCCGCCAGUUCGGACGUGUGCAGCGGAUCUUCUGCAGGCCCCAGAAGAACCUGGCCAUAGUGCACUUCCACGACCAUGCUUCUGCUGCCAAAGCCAAGAAGAAGGGCAAACUGCUGCGCAGGCAUGAGCUCACCAUCUUCUGGCAGAGGAAGAAGCAGAGUCCAGGAGAGAAGGGCCAAAGGCCUCCAGAUGACCCUGAUCCUCAGAGCCAGGCAGGAGGCUUUGAGUCAGCCCCUGUCUGCAAAGCCCUCUCCAAAUCCACCUCCGGCUGGUCCUCCAGCUCAUCCCUAUCCAGAGGGUCACCAGCCAAGAAACCCCUGGCGACAAAGGCCCUGCAGUUUGAGAGUGAGCCGCAGAUGGAGCCCAGCCCAGACGGCCUCGAAUCCGAACAUCUAGCCAGCAGCCUCCCCUCUCCCCUCUUCCACCUGGUGUUUGUGGGUACGUGUCCUGACAUGUGUCCGGAGAAGGAGCGUUACAUGAGGGAGACCCGGAACCAACUGAGCUCUUUUGAGGUCAUCCCCAACACGGAGAAGGUGGACCACACUGCUGCCAUUAAGGAGUACAGCAGGUCCUCUGCUGACCAGGAGGAGCCCCUCCCCCAUGAACUGCGGCCCCUUACUGUGCUGAACAUGACCAUGAACUACCUGGUUACCCAGGUCAUGGACCAGGGUGAGGACAACUACCGUGACUGGUAUGACUUUGUGUGGAACCGCACACGAGGUAUCCGGAAGGAUAUCACUCAGCAGCACCUGUGCGACCCGCUUACGGUGUCCCUUAUUGAAAAGUGCGCCCGCUUCCACAUCCACUGCGCACACCACCUGUGCCAGGAGCCCAUGAUGUCCUUUGAUGCUAAGAUCAACAAUGAAAACCUGACCAAAUGCCUGCAGAGCCUCAAGGAGAUGUACCAGGACCUGGCCAGCAAGAACAUCUACUGCCCUCAUGAGGCAGAGUUUCGGCAGUACAGCGUGCUCCUGAAGCUCAAUGAUGGAGACAUCCUCCGGGAGGUGCAGCAAUUCCGGGCGGAGCUCCGAAACUCUCCGGAGGUGAAGUUUGCCGUCCAGGCCUUUGCCGCUGUCAACAGCAACAACUUCGUGAGGUUCUUCAAGCUGGUCAAGGUGGCCUCGUAUCUGGCUGGUUGCAUCUUGCACCGCUACUUCGACCAGGUGCGCCGUGAGGCUCUGCGGGCCCUGAAUGUGGCCUACAGCUCCCGUGGUUCCACCACAUUCCCGGUCGAAGACCUGGUCCGGAUGCUCAUGUUCCAGAAUGCCGGCGAGGCUUCGGACCUCGCGCUGCAGUAUGGGCUCGCGGUCGAUGCAGGCAUGGUGGAGCUAAGCCGGACAGCGUACCAGGAGCCUGAGAUCCAGCCACGUCCAAAGCGCUCUGUGGCCAUCGCAAGGAAGCGGGAGGUGCUGGUGGGCCAAGUGGUCAACGGCGCGCCACUGCCCAACCCACCCCAACACACACCCGUCAACAGCUUUGACAGCCGCAACAAGUACCGUGGGGAUGGGCAGCCAGCGGAGGCAGGCAGUGUGCCCAGGGCUGCAGCCUCCCCUCAGAGGCCCCCCAUUGAGCUGGAUGCGCGGGCCCUCCAGCACCGAUCCAAGAUGCCGAGCGACCCAGCGGAGUCAGCUGGCCUCCCUGGUAGAGAGGAGAGUGGAGCACUUGGGGCAUCUCCGUCGGAGGCACCACCAGUCGCCCCACCUACGCCUCCCCCACCGGAGCCCGUUUACACAGAGCAGGACAUCGCCACGGAGGUAGAGGCCAUGCUGGAGGAGGUAGUGCAGGCCGAGGUGGCUGACGUGGCUGCCACCGGAGCCGAGUACAUCUCUGCUGCACUCAGCAUGUGCAACGGCCAGGUGGAGGCAGUGCUGAGUGAGGUGGUGGAGCAGAUGCUGCGGGAGGUUUCUGCUGCCGAGAUCCAGGCAGAGAGGGAGCAUAUCGCUGAGGAGAAGCGCAGGAUGGAGGAAGCCAGGAGAAAGCAGGAACACGAGGAGCUCCUGGCCCGGCUCAGCAAGACACUGUGUGCCGAGAUCACACAGGAGGUGCUGCGCGACUGCAUCGUGGAGACUGCCUCAACAGAGAUCAGGCGUGCCCAAGAAGAGCAGGCAGAAUGUGUGGCUCGCAGCUCACAAGACGUGUGUGAGGUACUGCUGGAGGAGACGCUGUGUGGUGAGCUCACCCUGCUGGCCCAAGACGUCCUGGAAGCAGAGCUUCUGAGUAUACGCAGGUUCAUCAAAAGGUGGCGUGAUGUGGUGGCCGUGCGCAGGCAGCUGAAGCGACAGAUGCGUGAUUUUCCUGCUGCCCCUGGCUGUGUGGACCCCCGCUUCAGGCUGCAGGCCUUGGCCCCCAGUGCCCCCCCCUCACCCUGCCUGGACAGGCUGGCCCGGGGCGUGGUCAACCUGGGGCACCUGAUGCUGCUGCCCUCGGCAGUCAGUCCCGGGGCUGAUGAGGAAGACGGGGACAUCUUCCUGUUAUCCGCCCUGCUGCAGCUCCGGCAGAUCCAGCAGGCUAAUGCCUGGCCACAGGCCCUUCCUCUGGUGGUGGUGGUCCCAGGGCAGGCUGGGCACAGGGCCAGCGAUGAACGGCUAGAGGAAGACCUGAUGCUUCAGACACUCAUUGAGGAAGGUUUGAUUUCAGAGUACAUGUUCGUCCAUAUCCCCGAGACCACGAACGAACCCCAAGGAUCCGAGCAGAUCCGCCAUGCCGUCAGGUGGCUCGCUGCCCGCUCCACGGCACCAGCCCGGCUCGUCUCGCAGACGUUGGUGCAGGUUGUGGAGGCCGGGCUCUGCCGCGAGUUUGCUGGUAGGCUUCACCGUGAUCGGAGGGACCGUGACAUGGCGGGACUGCCCUCCCAGGGCCCUGCACCCGUCAUCGGCCUCUACAACACUGUCCUGGCUUUCUUGGCUGGCCUUGUGUCGUCCCCGAGUCUGGCUGGCCUCACCUGGCCCGUGGCAGAGUUCUCGGUGCCAGGGGGUGGUGACUGCCUACCACAUCUGCUCUGGAACUCGGCUGAGCACCUGGAGUGGCUCCAGGGGGCAGUCCUGAGCCUGCGGCUGCCCGACUGGCCGCUGCCAGCCGUGGGGGCUCCUUGGAGCCAGCUGGUUGCCUCCAUCUUCCAGUACGUAUCUCAAAUCCCAUGGUCCCGCCACAGCCAGCCACUCCUUAUGUCCCAGUUGGAGAACCUUUUGGAGAGGCUGCGUCAGGACUGUGUGGGCCGAGGUGGGGGGCCGGACAAGGAGCCCACUUUCUGGGAGGUGCCCUGGGACGAAAUUGUCAUGCUCUGUGUAGAGCACCAACUCCGGGACUGGAACCCUCCUGGGUGCCCCGUGAGUGAAGAUGUCAUCAGUGACGACGGAGAAAUCUCGGUGUAUUUCCUGAGCGAUGGGCUGCAGGGCUUCAUACCGCCGUCCUGCUGGGUGGAUGCCGUAAAGCAGACGCACAGGGACAAGCAGCAGGGGAAGGCAGGGUGUCACCAGAGCAUGUGGCCUCAUCCUCGAAUGGCCAGGCCACGUCUUCAACAGAAGCUGUUUCACAGCAUGGUUGAGGACCCUGAGUCCGGAUCCGGUGUUGCCCCUGUUUUGGAUGCUGCCUCCAGCCCCCAGGACCUCCUGGCUCGCAUUGAGGAGGAGAAAGAACAGAGCCGCAGGUUCGAGGACCAGCUGCGUACCUGGCUUGACGUCGAGUCCCUGGGCCCUUCCUCUUCCUCCUCACCACUUUUCUUGCCUUCUUCGUUACUGUCUGUACCGGAGAUCGUAGUGCCCUCCCCAAAGAUGGCUGCCCCACCUGCACUUGCCCUGCAGAAGGAGCGCAGUGUCCGCAGUGACCAGGCCAGGGGAGCUGCCAGUUCUAUGGCGAGGCGUCUACAGGAGCUGGAGCAGCUGAUCUCUGCAAGCCGGGAGGAGGAGCUCGCAUGUGAGCUGAAGCUAAGCUGCCUUCUGGACAUUGUUGAUGACUGAGUGUCAUGUGACCCACCUGAUGUCUGCCGUUGACUGCCACAAGUUGUCUCUCUUAUGCCUGAUUUCUGCAGUAUAUUUAGUUGUGUGGUACUUGUGCAUAUAUUGCUUUGAAGAGUAUGAUGUACAGUAAUUUACACAACAUUGGGAGUGUUGUAACUGGGGGAAAAACAUGUCAUAGGAAAUGGACAGUUUUUUAGGGUUUUUUUUUUUUGUGCAAAUUUUAAAUAUUAAAAUGUUAUUGUAUUUAGAAACCCAUGGCUAUUUCUUUGUUUUUUUCCAUCAUGAAACUUUGUUUAUUGUACUUUUAAAUUGAAUCACAAUUUGCUGCAGAAUCUUUAAAACCUGUGACGUUAUUUGCCCAUAUUAGACACUCAUACGUGGGGUUGUUACUGCUGUUUCUUUAACCUUGUGUAUUGUUGGUCAAAAUUAACAAUUUAGGUAAUAUCUGCAUUGUACACCAUUGCAAAAGUAUGUCUUUUUUUAGACUCUUAAAGAAAUGUCAUGCAGCUCAAUUAUAUAUUCAUGUAAUUGAACUGAAGAUCACAGCAGUUCACUAAGCAGUCUGCCACUGAGUUCUUUUUAUAAACUGGCUGGCUGGUUUUUAAGAAAAUAUGCCCGUGGAUGCCCUACAGGUGGCAGCAGGGAGCCAUCUGCAUAUGUACAGACAGUCUGCUGGUUAAGAAUAUUCGACUGACUUGAUGUAGCUAAGAUAUUUUGCAUUUAAAAGCAGAUGGCCAUAGAUCCUAUCAUACUAAUUUAGUUUAAAACUAUUUUUAAUAUCAAACAUAUGCAUUACUUUAUGAUGCUCAUGAAAACAUCACCCUGCUUUAUUCUUUCGUGGGCUUGAGGUACAGUACUGUAUGCAGUUAUUUUUAAUAUUACUGUACUAUAAUGUUCUGUAGUAUUACUCUUCUCACACCAAUAAAUUUGACUUUAAGACUGA
Brienomyrus brachyistius is the source of this 5026-nucleotide messenger RNA. Its product is annotated as germinal-center associated nuclear protein-like. Gene Ontology annotation, biological process: mRNA export from nucleus. The annotation marks the transcript as partial. The record is from RefSeq and is a predicted model, not a curated record. The transcript is spliced from 24 exons. Gene Ontology annotation, molecular function: RNA binding. Gene Ontology annotation, cellular component: cytoplasm; nucleus; transcription export complex 2. Lineage: Eukaryota; Metazoa; Chordata; Actinopteri; Osteoglossiformes; Mormyridae.